Messenger RNA from Verticillium dahliae VdLs.17, 2307 nucleotides. RefSeq names its product sulfate permease. Gene Ontology annotation, biological process: transmembrane transport. Gene Ontology annotation, molecular function: sulfate transmembrane transporter activity. Lineage: Eukaryota; Fungi; Ascomycota; Sordariomycetes; Glomerellales; Plectosphaerellaceae. Gene Ontology annotation, cellular component: membrane. The record is from RefSeq and is a predicted model, not a curated record. Bases 1 to 2307 code for a protein of 768 amino acids. The transcript is spliced from 3 exons.
AUGCAGCCCGACGACCUCGAGAUAACCCAAAGGGCCAUGGGCCGCAUCUACCUUGAAGAGGACCCGACGAUUCAGCAAUGGCUCGCCACCUUGAUACCGACCAAGCAAGGUGCGAUUGGAUACGCUCUCGCGCUGUUCCCCUGCGUGGGGUGGGUGCCGCGCUACAAUCUGCGCUGGUUCAUGGGCGACGUCGUGGCAGGCAUGACUGUCGGUCUCGUGGUCGUUCCGCAGGCCCUAGCGUAUGCUCUUCUUGCCAAGCUGACUCCAGAACCACGGCAAUCGGGUCUCUUCUCGUGGGCUCCACGGUCACGGCCGUGGAAGAAAAGCAACCUGGGGUAUACACAGCAGCGGAAGUUGCAGCCUCUUUUGUCACUCAUAUCCGGCAUGAUCCUGCUGGCGAUCGGCCUACUCCGCUUCGGCUGGGUUGUUGAUUUCAUUCCGUACACGUCCAUCUCUGCAUUCGUCACAGCAGCGGCUAUCACCAUUCUGUCAACACAGUUUCCAGUAGCACUCGGCAUCCGAGGCAUCAAUACGAGGGAGGCGCCAUACAAGGUCAUCAUCAACACACUUAAGAAUUUGGGACAUACCGAACUUGAUGCAGCCAUCGGACUGACAUCUAUCCUCCUCCUCUACCUCAUCAAGACUGCGUGCUCUCAGCUUGAGGUCCGGAAACCUAAGAGGAGGCGCCUUUGGAGCAUUAUAUCGUCUCUACGGUUCACCUUCGUUAUCGUAAUGUUCACUAUCAUCAGCUAUCUUGUCAACUAUAAGCUGCCUCGGGAUGAAGCCAAGUUCCGCUUAGUAGGCAAUAUUGAAGCAGGUUUCCGUCAUGCUGGCAUUCCCCGCUUCGACAGCGAACUCACCAUCCUCAUUUUGCCCAAGCUCCCAGCCGUCCUCAUCGUUCUAGUCAUUGAGCACAUUGCCAUAGCCAAGUCGUUCGGCCGCAUGUUUGGGUACACCGUCACACCUUCGCAGGAAAUCAUGGCACAGGGCAUCGCCAACCUCUUUAGCCCUUUCAUCGGUGGCUAUGUUUGUACCGGGUCAUUCAGUGCCUCGGCCGUGCUGUCUAAAUCUGGUGUGCGAACGCCACUCGCGGGCGUUGUGAGCGCGCUUGUUCUUGUUCUGGCCUUGUACGUCGUCACAGCAGUCUUCGCCUUCAUUCCAAAGGCUGUACUUGCGGGCCUCAUCAUGCAUGCGACCAGCAACCUGUUGACAACGCCGAAAGCGCUGAAAAGGUACUGGCAGCUCUCGCCGUUUGAGCUGCUCAUAUGGAUUGUCGGGCUCGUGGUAGCGCUGUUUGAGUCUCUAGACAUGUCCAUCUACGUCACCACAGGUCUGUCGCUAGGCCUGCUGCUUGUGAGGAUGGCGCGAACGCCUGGAUCGUUUCUCGGUCGCGUUAGGAUUCACCUUGUGCCUGCAGAUGAUCAAGUAGUGUCAGCGUCUCAUCCGCCCGAAGGGGACGCGCCGAAAGCGAAGACAGCAGCAAACAUACCGGGAGAGGCAGCCAUCAAAUCCUUUGACACGUACUUUUCCACGCAGCGGGACGAAGGCUUCAACCCCCGGGUACCCUUGGAAACCCCCUACCCGGGCAUGUUCAUCUACCGCUUCCCGCAGACACUCAACUACACCAAUCAGGGGCAGCAUGUGGACUUGAUUUCCAGUUACAUCACGUCCCACACUCGCCGCACGACCCCAGAAGAUCCUUCCAUCAAGCCAUCGGACCGUCUGUGGAACGUCCAGGAGCCCCGUCCAAACAAAGACUCGGGUUCUGCAUCCAUGUUGUUUGAUGACGCUUCGUCCAGUCUCGGCACCACACACAACGACCACCUCCCACGUCUCCGCACCAUCAUCUUCGACUGCUCAGCCGUCGAUAGCAUCGACAUCACGAGCGUCCAGGGCCUCGUCGAUCUCCGGACGACGCUCGCCCGCCACGCGGCGCCAGGCGUCGUCGAGUGGCAUUUCGCCGGGGUGCGCAAUCGCUGGGCGAGGCGCGCUCUGGCCGUCGCGGGCUUUGGCCACCCUUCGAACACCGACGGGCCAGUCUCGUCGGCGCAGUGGACGCCGUGCUAUGCUGUCGCUGGGUUGCCGGCGGACAUUGGCGGGGACCAAGGCGUACAGUCUGGGGACGAAGAGAAGAGCGACGGGACGCUUGUCGAAAGCGGUGCUGACGAAGACGACGCGAGUGUUACAGGGUUUCAGCCUGUCGUUGGUGUCAAUAGGCCGUUCUUCCAUGUGGGUUUGGCAGAAGCGGUGAAUAUUGCUGUGAGGAGUGCAACGAUCAGAAACCAGCGGUCCAGGGGCGACAUUUGA